Dissoconium aciculare CBS 342.82 is the source of this 1930-nucleotide messenger RNA. RefSeq lists its product as uncharacterized. The record is from RefSeq and is a predicted model, not a curated record. The transcript has a single exon. NCBI's taxonomy places the organism in Eukaryota, Fungi, Ascomycota, Dothideomycetes, Mycosphaerellales, Dissoconiaceae. The coding region runs from base 437 to 1822 and encodes 461 amino acids.
UGACAUUCGAUGAAGGCUCGGUUUGAUCUCUCUGAACUCGGCCUCGUCCCGCAUGCAUAUCGUUUUCGAUAUAGGAUUACUUGCAUUCACAAUAUCUUUCCCAGGACGGCUGCCACUGGCGGAGAGGCUAUAAUCGAAUGGUGUGAUGCGGGCGCUAGUGUGGGAUUCGUGGAUGUCGCGUCGUGGGCUUGAUCCGAACGAGUAUGCUGGCCGAAUCAGCGCAAUAUGAACUUCCAAUGUCUCCUCCUGAGCAGCAAUCUUUCAGCAUCCUUGCCGUACUUUCCGGGGUCAGGAUUUGCUCGAAGGGUACCCGAAGGCAUUUUGCUGUGCAAUGAUGUCAAAUAAACAAUAGCCAAACCUGGCCUUCUCCUUUGGAUUACUGCAAGAAUUUGUACGACUCGGCUGAAGAUCGUCAAACGUCCCGUCAACCGCAAAUAUGUCCGAAGAUGGAUCAUUCUUUCUUACUCCACUGAACUUAUCCUGCGCACUCGUCGGCCUUCAUGUUGCAGUUGGAACAUUAGCUUUUACGCCGGCUACCGCGCGAAUUCCGAGAAUCACUGGAGCGACCAUCGGAGCAGCAUUAUGUUUCGCGGCGCUGUUCACCACGAAUCGGGGCACUCAUGAAGGACAGAGCUUCGCAGAAGCCAUGUUUGCUAUCGCCAUUCACACUUUCGGACAGCUGGCCCUGGAGCCGCGACCGUCUGAAGCGCCAGCAUCCGCAGUGACGUUUUGGCAGAAAUGGAAAUGGGCUUAUUUCGAGGGGUUUACUCUACGUCGACGUCGACAGGAGAUCGUGCCAGAUGCGUCUCCGGCGAUGUCUUCUGUAAAGGGAAAGAGGGCUAAGCUCUCCGUGAGCUCAUCUACACCAUCCAAAUCAAACACAACACGGCAUCGCUCAACCACAGUGCAAUCUACCGCAAAUCGCAAGAGGAGCAAGACGCCACCUCUGACGCAGGAACGACCAUCGAUCCUUUCAUCUCGUUCCAAGGAGAAGACUGCAGCCCCUUUUAUUUCCCGCCGUAUCGUCUCCUUCAUCCCAAAUUGGCGCCUCUACCGCCUCUCCAAAGCCGUGCUCCAAUUCGCAGCAUUCAACUACCUCCGCAGCUCUCCUCUGUUCCCAUUUCUUCCCCCACCAAGCUACUACGAUUUUCUACCACAAGCACCAUUCCUUCUGAGCCUCGUCCGCGGAAACUUGUCUCUGCACGCGGUCCUUCUCCGCAUCGAAAUUGUCGGCACAAGCCUGAUAAUGCCCAGUCUCGCACUCUGCAGCGCGCACAAUCUCUCCGCCUUUCUCUUCGGCGGCGACGUAGACGAGGACGCGGUCCAUUGGCCGGGUCUUUACGGGUCCAUCGCCGACGCGUGGACGCUGGGACGUUGGUACAGUCAUCUUUGGCAUACGCUGAUGCGGCGGGCAUUUACCUUGCCGUGUCGCCUGGCAGUGCGGCAGAUUCUGGGCGAGAAUGGGCCUCGGACUGAUCUUGGCCGGGCGUUGAUUGUGAUUGCUGCGUUUGGGAUAUCGGGGGUCAUGCAUACUCUUACGAGUUGGAGUCCUGGGCCUUGUGCGAACAUGUCGUGGUAUGAGUUGAUUUAUCAUUUGGCGAUGGGUGUAGUGAUCAUCCUGGAGAAUUUGGCUGUCAAUCUUUAUACGCAAUGGAGAAUGAAGAGCACUGGAGGGAAGGCAUUAUCGAGGACGGAAUUGAGGGUUUGGAGAGUUUUUGGGUAUCUAUGGACGGCGUCAUGGUGGCUAGAAGUUUUCGGUGCGGGAGUAUUAUUUCCUUGGGUCAUAUGCCGAGCAGAGGCAGCGGCGGGUAUGAGAAACUAAAAUUACGCAGCAUUGAACAUGCAUUCUUUUUUUCGUAUAGCAAGCUGACCUCGUCCAUCUUGCAAUGACCUCCCUUCACCUCGAAAGGAAAAGUUCCAUUUCGCUCUU